AGGCUUUCUAGGAAUAAUAUAUAGUUUCAACAUGAAAUCAUGGCUUCCCUCAAAGUUCACCACCUUCCCAACAUUGAUGAUGAUGAUGGUGCUUUCAUUGUUAGUACUGCUUUUCUCCAAUCUCUGUUUCUCUGUUUUCAACAUGGCAGCAGCUUCAAAGAUUGAAUCCCAAGGGAGAGCUCUUCUUCAAUGGAAGACGGAGCUUGAAACACAAGAACUUCUUAACACCUGGACGUCAAAGACCAGUCCAUGCAACUGGACUGGAAUCACUUGCAGAUAUAAUGGCCAUCACAUGGCAACCAUCACCAGGGUCCAACUGGGAGGAUUGGGACUGGAAGGGAAGCUGGUGACUCUCAACUUCUCAGCUCUGCCAUCACUCAGAGUUCUCAAUCUCAGUCACAACCAUUUACAUGGUUCCAUCACUGCAGCCAUUUCAGCUCUCUCUAAGCUCACCAUCCUUGAUCUUGGCGACAACAGUCUCACAGGCAUCAUCCCAUCGGAGCUCGGUAAUAUGACAAGGCUCAAGACCUUGUGGCUCUCUGAGAAUCAGAUAAGUGGCUCCAUACCUCCUUUUGGAAAGCUUUUGAACCUGAUUUCGUUGGCCAUCUUCAGAAAUUUCAUAGUUGGUCCCAUCCCUCCAAUGUUUGGGAACUUGACCAAACUCAAUUUUUUAUACAUAUGGAAAAAUGACCUCACUGGCUCUAUUCCUUGUCCGAUUGGGAAUCUAGUGAAUUUGAGAGGCUUUGAUAUAUCUAGCAACCAAAUAACUGGUCCCAUCCCACAUAGCAUUGGAAACCUAACAAAACUGCAAACUUUUUACCUUAAUAGCAAUAGCAUAAAUGGCUCAAUUCCUUGUGAGGUUGGGAAUCUAGUGAACUUAAUAGGCUUUGAUAUAUCCGAAAAUCAAUUUACUGGUCCCAUCCCACAUAGCAUUGGAAACCUAACCAAGCUAGAAAUUUUUGACCUAAGUAGCAAUAAAAUAACUGGCAUCAUUACUCCAUCUCUUGGAAAUUUGAAGGGUCUUACUAAAUUAAAAUUAUUUAACAAUCAUCUCUUUGGUAAAGUGCCUAAUGAAUUUGAGAACCUUACAAACUUAAUCAUCCUCAACCUAUUCAACAACAGCCUUUCUGGUCAUCUACCACCAAAUUUGGCAAAAGGAGGUUUACUUCAACGUCUUGCUUUGGGAUACAAUAAUUUCCAAGGUCCUAUUCCAAUGAAUUUUAAAAAUUCGACAAAUUUAGUCAGAGUUCAACUUGAAAGAAAUCAAUUUACUGGAGAUAUUUCUCAAAGCUUUUGGUGUUCAUCCACACUUGGAUUAUAUUGAUCUAAGAUUUAACAGAUUG
Messenger RNA from Dioscorea cayenensis subsp. rotundata (Guinea yam), 1343 nucleotides. RefSeq names its product probable leucine-rich repeat receptor-like protein kinase At1g35710. The transcript has 2 exons. The record is from RefSeq and is a predicted model, not a curated record. Bases 32 to 1324 code for a protein of 430 amino acids. Gene Ontology annotation, molecular function: protein binding. NCBI's taxonomy places the organism in Eukaryota, Viridiplantae, Streptophyta, Magnoliopsida, Dioscoreales, Dioscoreaceae.